Messenger RNA from Mizuhopecten yessoensis (Yesso scallop), 3831 nucleotides. Its product is annotated as phosphoribosylformylglycinamidine synthase-like. The transcript is spliced from 22 exons. Gene Ontology annotation, biological process: 'de novo' IMP biosynthetic process. Bases 67 to 3336 code for a protein of 1089 amino acids. Lineage: Eukaryota; Metazoa; Mollusca; Bivalvia; Pectinida; Pectinidae. Gene Ontology annotation, molecular function: phosphoribosylformylglycinamidine synthase activity. The record is from RefSeq and is a predicted model, not a curated record.
CAAAACGAAAGCAGGAAAGUUGUUGUGCACGUGUGUGAAAGAAGGUGGACCAAUGCAACUACGAGAAUGGUAAUCCGAAGAGUUUACAAGAAAGGGGGGAUAACCAAGGGAAGCCAUGAUGCUACAAAACUCAAGAUAUCCUCACUUAUAGGGAAGGGACUGUCUAGGAUUCUUACAGAAGUCUGUUUCUACAUCAGCAUAGAUGAUGAAGAUUUAGAACAAGAAGAUAUGGACAAGUUAAAAUGGAUACUGCACACUCCUUUUCAGGAGGGACAGAUUUCUGAUGACACAUUUCUUCAACCCAAUACUGCUGACACAAAUGAAAAGCAUGUCAUCAUUGAAAUAGGACCAAGGCUGAACUUUUCAACUCCAUUUUCAACAAAUGCUGUGUCCAUGUGCAAAGCAGCAGGAUUGAAACAUUUGAUUCGUGUGGAGAGCUCCGUACGUUACAUGAUUAUGACGAGGCCAGGAUUCACGUUGACAAGUGAAAUUGAGGAGAAAAUAGUGGCCAGCCUUCAUGAUCGAAUGACCCAGUGUCGCUACUUACACCCUAUUGAGAACUUUGAACUUGAGGCAUUGACUGAGGAGGUGUACGAGGUGGAAGUUAUGGAGAAUGGUCGUGUGGCCCUGGAGAUGGCAAAUACAGAGUUAGGUCUGGCCUUUGAUGACUGGGACAUGGAUUACUACACCAAGCUGUUCCAGGAGACGAUCAAACGUAACCCAACCAACGUGGAAUGCUUCGACCUCGCUCAGUCUAACAGCGAACACAGUCGCCACUGGUUUUUUCGAGGGAGGAUGAUAGUGGAUGGUGAGGAACGUCCAGAAUCACUGUUUGACAUGAUUAAGGCAACUCAGAAAUCCUCCAAUGACAACAACGUCAUCAAGUUCUCUGAUAAUAGCAGUGCUAUUAAGGGGUUUGAGGUGGAAGUACUACAGCCCAGCGACCCAACCAAGCCCAGCCCCAUGAUACACACCAAGGAAAAAAAACGCCACAUCAUCUUCACAGCAGAGACGCACAACUUCCCUACAGGUGUGGCACCCUUCCCUGGGGCCACCACAGGUACGGGGGGCCGAAUCCGAGAUGUCCAGGCAGCUGGCCGUGGGGCCCAUGUGGUAGCGGGGACAGCAGGGUACUGCUUCGGUAACCUCCUCAUCCCAGGGUAUGAACUGCCUUGGGAGGAUAAGACUUAUGUCUACCCUAGUAACUUUGCUCUCCCGGUGGACAUCGCUGUAGAGGCCAGUAAUGGGGCCUCGGACUACGGUAACAAAUUUGGAGAGCCUGUUAUCACAGGGUUUGCCCGCUCAUUUGGACUGACCACACCUGAUGGAGAGCGGAGAGAGUAUGUCAAACCUAUCAUGUUCAGUGGUGGCAUUGGACAAUUAGAUGGGAACUGCACCAUGAAAAAAACACCAAAAGAAGGUAUGAGGGUGGCAAAGAUCGGGGGUCCAGUCUACCGUAUCGGUGUGGGAGGGGGAGCAGCCUCCUCCGUCCAGGUACAGGGGGACAACAAGACAGAGAUGGACUUCAGAGCAGUGCAGAGGGGAGACCCUGAGAUGGAACAAAAACUAAAUCGCCUGAUACGUGCCUGUUUGGAGAUGGGGGACAGCAACCCUAUAGCUAGCAUACAUGAUCAGGGAGCAGGAGGCAAUGGUAACGUGCUGAAGGAGAUAGCAGAGCCAGCUGGAGCCGUGAUCAGGGCGUCUGAGUUUACUCUGGGGGACCCCACCCUGACUGACAUGGAGUUAUGGGGGGCUGAGUACCAGGAGAGUAAUGCUAUUCUCCUCCACAAGUCUGAUCGUGAUGUCCUCGAAACCAUCGGUAAACGGGAGAGGUGUCCGGUCGACAUAGUGGGCAAGAUAACUGGGGAUGGAAGGAUCAGGUUUGAGGGAUUUAACCACUCUGAAGGUGAUGGAAGCCCUGCAAAAAAGCGGCGGAAGUUUCAUAAAUACCCAGUUGACCUGGAACUUGAACAUGUACUUGGCUCCAUGCCAAGAAAGGAGUUUAUUCUCAAUCACAAGGAGAUGCCACUUAAACCCUUGGUUCUACCUGAGGGCCUACAGGUAAUUGAUGCCCUAAACAGAGUUCUACGCCUACCUUCUGUGGCCAGCAAGAGGUACCUCACUAACAAGGUGGACCGCUGUGUGACGGGACUUGUGGCCCAGCAGCAGUGUGUAGGCCCACUCCACACACCUCUGGCUGAUGUUGCAGUGACUGCAAUCACACAUAACGAGUUAGUUGGGUCAGCUACAGCAAUAGGAGAACAGCCAGUGAAGGGCCUGGUGAACCCAGCUGCUGGUGCUCGCAUGUCUGUUGGGGAGGCCAUGACUAAUCUAGUGUUUGCCCGCGUUACUGAGAGGAAGGACAUUAAGGUGAGCGGUAACUGGAUGUGGCCAGCCAAGCUCCCCGGGGAGGGGAAAGCACUGUUUGAUGCCUGUCGUGCCAUGUGUGAUGUGAUGAAAGACCUGGGUGUCGCAAUCGACGGGGGCAAGGACUCGCUCAGCAUGGCUGCCCGCGUGGAGGGCCAGACUGUCAAGGCCCCAGGAACGCUGGUUAUUUCCAUGUACUGUGGCUGUCCAGAUAUCACAGCCACUGUCACACCAGAUCUCAAAUGUCCACAGGGCAAAGGAACCCUGUUGUAUGUGGACAUCAGUGGAGGGAAACAUCGACUGGGAGGCUCGGCUCUGGCUCAGUGUUACCAGCAAAUAGGAGAUACCACACCCGAUUUAGAACGGCCACAGGUCAUGUGUCAGGUGUUUGAUAUAACACAAAAGCUCCUAAAAGAGCGUAAGAUCGUCAGUGGACACGAUGUCAGUGAUGGUGGAUUGGUCACCUGUCUCCUUGAAAUGGCAUUUGCUGGCAACUGUGGUCUAAACUGUGAUGUACCAGUUUCUGAUUCAGGAGUAUCCAAUAUCGAUGUAUUAUUUGCGGAGGAGCUUGGCCUCGUAUUAGAAGUACAGGAGAAAUAUCAACAGGAAGUCCUUGAAGCGUAUUCAGCAUACAAUGUUCCAUGCUAUUUGAUUGGUCAUUCACUUAGCAGAAAGAAGGACGUGCCAAAAAUCCGCUUGUGUAUAAAUGGCGACCCAGUGUUGGUGGAGACAAUGCCUGCCCUGCGUGAUGUUUGGGAGGAAACAAGUUUCCAGUUGGAGCGUCGACAGACUUCAGCCCAGUGUGUGGACCAGGAACAGAAGGGGCUCUCUGAGAGGGAGGGACCUCACUACCAUGUAGCGUUUGAGUGUGAUAUAGUGUCCUUAUCACGUAAAGGUAGAGACACAAUAAAGACGCCAGUGAGAGUGGCUGUUCUGAGAGAGGAGGGCAGUAACAGUGACCGUGAUUAGAAUGUCUAUACAAGUGUACUUGGUAGUAAAGACGCCAGUGACAGUGGCUGUUCUGAGAGAGGAGGGCAGUAACAGUGACCAUGAUUAGAAUGUCUAUAAAAUUGUACUUUGUAGUAAAGACGCCAGUGAGAGUGGCUGUCCUGAGAGAGGAGGGCAGUAACAGUGACCGUGAUUAGAAUGUCUAUACAAGUGUACUUGGUAGUAAAGACGCCAGUGACAGUGGCUGUCCUGUCAGAGGAGGGCAGUAACAGUGACCGUGAUUAGAAUGUCUAUAAAAUUGUACUUGGUAGUAAAGACGUCAGGGACUGGCUGUCCUGAGAGAGGAGGGCAGUAACAGUGACCGUGAUUAGAAUGUCUAUACAAUUGUUCUUUGUAGUAAAGAUGCCAGUGAGAGUGGCUGUCCUGAGAGAGGAGGGCAGUAACAGUGACCAUGAUUAGAAUGUCUAUACAAGUGUACUUGGUAGUAAAGACGCCAGUGAGAGUGGCUGUCCUGAG